Dermacentor albipictus is the source of this 1378-nucleotide messenger RNA. RefSeq lists its product as uncharacterized. The record is from RefSeq and is a predicted model, not a curated record. Lineage: Eukaryota; Metazoa; Arthropoda; Arachnida; Ixodida; Ixodidae.
CUAAGAACACACUCCACGAGGACCAAGUUGUCUUCAGUUUUAAACAAUCGAUUAUCUAUAUUUUGAGCAUGCAUAUAUCAUGCGCCAUGCGGUAAGGGGUUAAAGCCCACAAUUGUUUUAUAGUCUGUCACCUUCUUAAAAAUUAGUGGUCCUUCGAAGAAAACAUCAGGAAUAUGAAAAUUGAAGGCGUACUGGGUCGCAGCAGCUAGCACAUUUCUAGCAAAUAGAAAUUUGAAAACCCUAAAUACGCACACGAAAGAAAGGAAAACAGACGCAGCCGCGUAUGUCUCCUAAGAUGUGAAGCAGUUAAUUGGACGUCCAAUCCCCUUUUACACAAUACCUACUUCGGGCAGCAUUGAUGAUUCGCAUCAGAAAGAAUGCUGUUUUGGCCGCAUGCACAGGUUUUGCGAAAGCAUCCAUGCUGAUAGUCACGGACACUGUCCUGCAGCGCAGCAACAGGCUGCAAGGAGGAGGGGGCAGCAGUUGCGGACGCCUUGUUUUGACAGCCGUUCCAGCGAUGGGAGCGAGCAGAGAUGUGACCCCAUUCGGGACCUCCCAUAUAAAGGCCCCGAACGGCUUCCGCCGCGCCAGUCUUUCAGCAUGUCAUCGUGCGGCGCGCUCCUCGUGGUCCUGGCACUCAUUGCGGCGACGAACGCAGGGCCCUGCGGAAAUGAUGAAGACCCAGACCGUGCCAGAUUUUGGUCUUGCUUCGCAAGGAAGCUGACCGCAACGGAGCAAAACGUCAUGAUCGACCUCAAAAACGCUUUUUUCCGAAGAUCCCAGAAGCAACUCAACUACCAAUGGCUCUGCGACCAGCUGUCAAUGCCUGCGAGGCGGCGCCAGCAAAUGGCUGCUUUUCUGGUGCAGAAAUUUAGGAGUGCACAGAGGGCAGGCAAGGUGAACGAACACUUGGCUUCGUGCGGGCGAACUGUCUACCAAGUCUGAUCGAUUGAGGAAAACAGCACCAAAGAGUCUCCAGCUGGAAGGACAACGUAUCACCAUAAGGAAGCCGACGAAAGGAUUGCUGAUCAUCAGUGCACCUCACAGACAUUCCGUUUUAUUUAUUCCACAAAUUUCGCUCAUAACCUGCAAACAUCAUUGCGGACAGGUUAUCGCUGUCUGGAGUAGGUCUGGAAUGGCGAUGCAACACAGAGCACAUCACUGAAUGCGAUCAGCUAUACGUAUUGAUAACGUUUGUAGAUCAUUCUCUGUUGGCUUCUGUAAGUAAUGAAGAUUUUUCACGAGUAAAUGACUGGAAUGGCACCAUUUUCGCACACUUUGGUCAUAUUGCUCAAGUGUUAUGCACUUUUCCGUGCACGCUGUCAACGUCACGCUGAAGACUGAAAGUGAAAGAACGCGAAGAGAAGACAAACUAACC